Messenger RNA from Sodiomyces alkalinus F11, 906 nucleotides. RefSeq lists its product as hypothetical. The record is from RefSeq and is a predicted model, not a curated record. Gene Ontology annotation, cellular component: ascospore wall; lipid droplet; prospore membrane. The coding region runs from base 1 to 906 and encodes 301 amino acids. NCBI's taxonomy places the organism in Eukaryota, Fungi, Ascomycota, Sordariomycetes, Glomerellales, Plectosphaerellaceae. The transcript has 2 exons.
AUGGCAGAUCCGCUACCUCCACACUCGACAGGUGUCCCUGGGCGUGUCGCCAACAUGCUCCGGCCCUUCGAGCGUCCCAUCAGCUACCUCGUCCGCGCCGGGAGGGCCGCCUCCUACCCUCUCCGAGGCAUCUGGUAUUUCUUGCGCAACCCCGAGUUCUACCCUCUGCUGCGCGGCCGCCUGAUUCCGCUUACCAUCAUUUCCAUCCUGGUCUACGUCAUCCUCUUUACUUUCGCCUUCCUACCACAGCUCGCGCUUCUCGCCAUCUUCCAGGGUCGGAGCGCCUGGUUGAACGCCACCAUCUUGGUGCUGGGCGAGGGUCACGUCCUGAUCCAAGGCCUGUUUGAGGGAUUCUUUGUCGACGAAGCCAGAGUCGACGUUUUUGAUGCCACACUGAUCAAAUGUUCUCACACCAACCUCGUCGCCCCCCACCGAAUCCUCUACCCCGAUGCCCCCAACGCUGUGAAGAUGCUAGGCAAACCGACCACCUCGGCCGUCUACACACCCUGGAGCGUGAUCCAGAUCGUCGAAAUGAUCGUCUUCCUGCCUCUCAACUUCAUCCCCAUCGUAGGGGCGCCCGCCUUCAUCAUGAUCACCGGCACCAGACUGGGCAAACUGGCCCACUACAGGUGGUGGACGCUGCGGGGUCUCAACAGCAAGGAGAGGAAGAGGGAUGCCAACUCCCGCUUGUGGGAAUACGUGUGGUUCGGCACCGUGGCCAUGAUCAUGGAGCUCAUUCCCGUCUUUGCUUUCUUCUUUCUCUUCACUACCAGUGCUGGCGCUGCGUUGUGGGUGGCCAGGUUGGAGGACGAGAGCCGGGGGGAUGAUGCCCAACCCGUGGACGACGAACGUCGCGACACUGAUGACCACCCGCCUCCUCCACCCUACCAGGACGACCCGGUGUGA